This is a messenger RNA of Anopheles merus, 7806 nucleotides long. RefSeq names its product phospholipid-transporting ATPase ID (gene ATP8B). The record is from RefSeq and is a predicted model, not a curated record. Gene Ontology annotation, molecular function: ATP hydrolysis activity; ATP binding; ATPase-coupled intramembrane lipid carrier activity. Gene Ontology annotation, biological process: phospholipid translocation; Golgi organization. Bases 1998 to 6404 code for a protein of 1468 amino acids. Gene Ontology annotation, cellular component: plasma membrane. The transcript is spliced from 24 exons. NCBI's taxonomy places the organism in Eukaryota, Metazoa, Arthropoda, Insecta, Diptera, Culicidae.
GUCUGGCCGCCCGUCCAGUUCGCCGCGAGACACCGUGGGCGCGACACCGUUCCUUUUUCUGGCGGUCGCUUGUGUUGGAGCAGCAGUGAGUGUGUUGUACCAUAUGACACGGUAGUGUACCAUCCAUACCCGCUAUUGGUACGCGCGCGCACAACCACCCUCCCUCCUUUCUCUGGUUGUAGCGUUUUCCCGCUUUCCCGGUGUUUUUGUUUCGGUGUUCCGUUGCGCGCCCCUGUGUGUGUGUGUGCUGGUUCUCCAGUGGUAAGCGGUAGUAGUAGCAUGUACGCUAGCGGCCGCCCGAUGGUCGGUGAUUUUUGGUCGGUUCGUUCAUUCAUGCCGUAAGUCCACACUGUUGUGAGUGUGUGCCGUCGUCCUUCGGCGUUGUCGUCGUCGUCGUUCCGCUGUGGCAGCAAAUGCACGGUUAGUGCUCUGUUUAUUGUUUCUUAUUUGCUUCGUAAAAUCACAACCGGAUGGCCGACCAGCGUGAGUGGUCCUAGCUCCCGCCAGUGGUCUUAAACCGGUAACACGUUCCAGCGCGCCUUUUUGUUUACGAUGACGCUGUGCUAAGCUGCAUUCCAGUGCGCUCGUGCAAGGAAAACAACAAAAAAAUCGUUCUCUGUGAUGUGAUUUUGUGGUCCACUGAGAAAGGUCGACGAAAAGAAGGUGAAAAAAAAUCACUGUGUGUUGCAAUUAUUGCACUGUCAUUGGAGCGGGGAAGGUGAUUGUUUGGGUGACCGUGCCAGUGAAUCCGUGUUUUAUUCCGUGGGUGUGUGUGUGUGUGUGUGCGUGGGCUUCUUGUGCACCCGCACCUGUCUCCCGUUCUGCCUGGUGGUGUUUGUGGUCGUGUUCGGGUUGCAACGGUUUUUCGUAGCGGAUAGGCCGCGUUCGCCCCCGCCCCCAUCCAACCACAGUGACAGCGGAUCCAUUAGCAUGUGUGUCUGUGUGUGUGUGUGUGCUUGUGUGUCAAGUGAUUUGGAGUGAAAUGCUUUCCCCGUAAAGUCGUUUGUCAUCAGCGCCGUUUGUGCAGGGAAAACGGAAAAUCAUAUCCACCAUUUCACCUUACCAGCCGCGGAUUGAACGGUCGGUGCGUGUGUGUGUGUGUGUAUCACUCUGGUGGGUGGAAAAUAAAUCGAAGCAAUAUCACCGUCCCUUCAUGGCGUUCUGUGCGGUCGACCGUGCGUUAACGGUGCCGACGAGCGGGAAUGAACCGGACGGAACCGGAACAAAAGGCCUCACCAACGCCGCAUUCCGCACGUGACGCUUCUGAUGGACGGGUGGUGUCCCGUACCGCGCUCCGUGCCACCGUUCGAGCAUUGGCUUUGGGUGCCACCGAUGAAAUCGCGACCGCGGCACCAGGAUCACGGCUGUCGUGCGCAUCCAGUCGUGUGUGGCGGCGUAUAGGGCGCGCGCAGAACGCGUGGUGUUCAGUGCUAAGCGAACAAGUAUGGCGAUCGCCAGCAGCAACUCCGUCCCGUACAGAAACUGGGCGCAAAGCAAGAAAGCGAGAGUUACUAGUGCCACAGCGAUGCUACUUAAGAUCAUCGAGUUCCUAUGCUGAGUGGAUUUUAGUCGCGCGUGUGUCAGGGUGGUGCAGUUUAAAACCGUUCAUUGGCCGGCUAAAAUGAAGAGGAAAAAAGGCGCUGCUGCAUCCCUUGCCAAACCAGUGUAUUGCCGCCUGUUUGUGGGGCACUCCGUGUGACCCUGCGUGAGGGACAGAGUGAUUUGCCUCCGACCGUACGUGUGUGUGUGCCUGUGCUGUUGCCAAGAUGCUGCCAGUUCGAACAUAAGUAACGGGCAAAUAUCGUUUAGCGUGAAAAGAAGUACACGCGCCAUUAUCGUACCACCACCAAGUGCAAUUCAUCAACCGUUUGGGGCCAAAGAAAGCUACGCAGCGCAACGAAGCAACGCCGUCCAACAAUAAGUGUAGUGUUAGUGUGCACAGUUGGUGUUUUUUUUUAUAUACCAUAAUAUAAUAAGUAAGCUCAACGCGCGUCAACAUGGGCGAGACGAGUAAAGUGCAGCAGCAGCAGCAGCAGCAGGAAAAGGCUCGACUGCAAAAUGAGCGACGAAUACGAGCCAACGAUCGAGAAUACAAUACACAAUUCAAAUACGCUAACAACUACAUCAAAACGUCCAAAUAUUCGAUAUUAACAUUUCUGCCUUUGAACCUGCUGGAGCAGUUCCAACGUCUUGCCAACUUUUACUUUCUGUGUCUACUAAUUCUCCAGCUGAUACCGGCGAUCUCGUCACUGACGCCCGUCACCACCGCCAUUCCACUAAUCGGUGUGCUCAUGCUGACUGCCAUCAAGGAUGCGUACGAUGAUUUCCAAAGACACAUGUCCGACUCGCAAGUUAACAAUCGGCGCUCGAAAGCGCUCCGGCACGGGAAGCUGGUGGACGAACGGUGGUCCGGCGUGCAGGUCGGCGACAUUAUCCGCAUGGACAACGAUCAGUUCGUGGCGGCGGACAUACUGCUCCUGUCGUCGAGCGAACCGAACGGGCUGUGCUUCAUCGAGACGGCCGAGCUGGACGGGGAAACGAACCUCAAGAUCAAGCAGUGCCUGCCCGAGACGGCCGCACUGGGCCAGCAGGAGGAUCUGCUGUGGAAGUUUAACGGCGAGAUCGUGUGCGAACCGCCGAACAAUCUGCUGAACAAGUUCGAGGGUACGCUCACGUGGAAGAACCAGCGCUACCCGCUCGACAACGACAAGAUCCUGCUGCGCGGGUGCAUCAUACGCAACACGCAAUGGUGCUACGGCGUCGUCAUCUUUGCCGGCAAGGACACGAAGCUGAUGCAGAACUCGGGCAAGACCAAAUUCAAACGGACGACCAUCGAUAGGCUAUUAAAUUUUAUAAUCAUAGGAAUAGUGUUCUUUCUCUUGUCGAUAUGCGGUUUCUGCACGAUUGCAUCCGCAAUAUGGGAGGCGUUAGUAGGAUACAAAUUUCAAAUUUAUCUGCCAUGGGAACGGAUAAUCCCGAAGGAUUAUCUGCAAGGUGCAAUCAGUAUCGGGUGUCUAGUCUUUUUUUCCUACGCAAUCGUACUGAACACAGUGGUGCCAAUAUCUUUAUACGUGUCGGUAGAGGUGAUCCGGUUCGCGCAAUCCUUCCUUAUCAACUGGGAUGAAAAGAUGUACUACGACAAGACGAAAACUCACGCGAAAGCGCGUACGACCACGCUGAACGAGGAGCUGGGCCAGAUACAGUACAUCUUCUCGGACAAAACGGGCACCCUGACGCAGAACAUUAUGACGUUCAACAAGUGCAGCAUUGCCGGCCGUGCCUAUGGCGAUGUGGUUGAUGUGCGUACGGGCGAAACAGUCGAACUGUCGGAGCCUACAUUCAACAGUAACACAUCGCUUUUGUUAAACGCUGAAGAGCCGCCAGGUCGCAGCACACCUCAGCCCACCACCACCACCACUACCACGAUCACCACCGAACAGCCAGUUCAGACCCCAAACAAAAAGCAUCCACCUUCACUACAUGUUAGAUUCAGUCAGCACAGUAAUAGCCAAGAAACGCAGACGUCCAUAUCCUCCACUACGACUAAGCAAGUCACCACCACACCAACACCACCAACACCACCACCACCACAACAACCAAAACCCCAUAUCCCGGCGCAGUCAACUACGGACGUACCACCAAGUGGGAACAAUACGCAAGAAGGACUGCAUGUUUCUUCAUAUAGUGUGGUGAUGGAGUCGGUAGACUUUUCCUUCAAUCCGGAGUACGAACCCGAGUUCCGGUGGUACGACCAGGGGCUGCUGGAUGCCGUGCGGGCGGACGAGGAGCACGCGCAUAACUUUUUUCGUUUGCUAGCCCUCUGCCAUACCGUGAUGGCGGAGGAGAAAAAUGGCAAGUUAGAUUAUCAAGCACAAAGUCCUGACGAGGCAGCCCUCGUGUCGGCGGCGCGUAAUUUUGGAUUUGUUUUUAAAUCACGAGCACCGAACAGUAUAACAAUAGAGGUCAUGGGACGAACAGAGGAAUAUGAACUGUUAAGUAUAUUAGAUUUUAAUAACGUUAGAAAGCGAAUGUCGGUCGUGUUGCGUCGCAACAACUCCAUCAUCCUGUACUGUAAGGGCGCCGAUAGUGUGAUAUACGAUAGGCUAGGACCGAACCAGCACGACCUGAAGGCUCGCACGCAGGAACAUUUAAACAAAUUUGCCGGCGAAGGUUUGCGCACGCUGGUGCUCGCCGAGCGGCGCCUCACGAAGGAGUUCUACGAGUCCUGGCUGGUGCGACAGAGAGAAGCUGCCUUAUCUUUAGACGGUAGGGAGGAUAAGUUAGGUGCAAUCUAUGAAGAGAUCGAAUGUGAUAUGCAGCUGGUCGGUGUGACGGCUAUAGAGGAUAAGCUACAGGACGGUGUGCCCCAGACGAUCGCGAAUCUACAGCUGGCCGGCAUUAAGAUUUGGGUACUUACGGGCGAUAAGCAAGAAACGGCAAUAAACAUAGGCUAUUCCUGUCAGCUGCUGACGGACGACAUGGUGGACGUGUUUGUGAUCGACGGCAUUACCAAGAGCGAGGUAGAGCAGCAGCUGCGCAAGUACAUGGAUUCGUUACGGAUCGUCAACACCUACCAUCCAGCCAACGUCCAAAAAGCGAACCAAGCGCACUCGCAAACGGUUGGUGGUGGCACCACCAGCGAAACCAGUGCCGUGACGGCAAACGGAGCGCACAGCAGCAGCUCGGGUCCGAUGGUCGACAUACAGAACACCUCGCCCCCGUCCGUAUCGGUGGUGACGUUUAGGUGGGAUAAUAGACAUAAAUAUACAAGUAUAGGAGGAAGCGAGGAGGCACCGGACAGUGUAAACUGUAGCAACUAUUCCGACGGGUUCGAGAAGGGCGAACCGACGCUAACCGACAUCGACGAGAACACGGGCGUGGCGCUAGUGAUCAACGGGCACUCGCUAGUGCACUGUCUGACGUCGGAGCUGGAGAGCAAGUUCCUCGAGAUCGCGUCCCACUGCAAAGCGGUCAUCUGCUGCCGGGUAACGCCGCUCCAGAAAGCGAUGGUGGUCGAGCUGAUCAAGCGGGCGAAGAAUGCGGUCACGCUUGCGAUCGGUGACGGUGCGAACGAUGUGUCGAUGAUAAAAGCGGCACACAUCGGCGUCGGCAUCUCCGGGCAGGAGGGCAUGCAGGCCGUACUGGCGAGCGACUACUCGAUCGCACAGUUUAAAUUUCUCGAAAGACUGCUGCUGGUGCAUGGCCGCUGGUCGUACUACCGGAUGUGUAAAUUUUUGCGCUACUUUUUCUACAAAAACUUUGCAUUCACGCUGUGCCAUUUUUGGUAUGCAUUUUUUUGCGGCUUCAGUGCUCAGACCGUUUUCGAUCCAAUGUUUAUAUCGGUGUACAAUCUGUUCUACACCUCGCUGCCGGUGCUGGCGCUCGGCAUCUUCGAGCAGGACGUGUCGGACAAGAGUAGCGUCGACUAUCCGAAGCUCUACACGCCCGGCAUGACGAACGCACUGUUCAACACGACCGAGUUCAUACGCAGCGUCCUGCACGGUAUCUUCAGUUCGCUGAUAUUGUUUCUCAUUCCGUACGGUACGUACAAGGACGGCAUCUCUCCGGACGGGUACGUGCUGAACGAUCACAUGCUGCUCGGCUCGGUAGUGGCCACCAUACUUAUCCUCGAUAACACCGCGCAGAUCGCGCUCGACACAUCGUACUGGACCGUGUUUAAUCACAUCAUGAUCUGGGGCAGCCUGCUGUGGUACUUCUUUUUGGACUACUUUUACAACUACGUCAUCGGCGGCCCGUACGUCGGCUCGCUGACGCAGGCGAUGAAGGAAGCCACGUUCUGGUUCACCACCGUGCUGACAGUGAUCGUCCUCAUGAUACCGGUGCUGGCAUCACGCUUCUACUUUGUCGAUGUGUUCCCCAGCUUACCAGAUAAGAUUCGUGUACAGCAACGGUUGGCGCUACUGCGUUCCCGGCAGAGCAGUGACGUCCUGAGGACACCGUCCGCCCGCAAGGCACGCCGCUCGUUACGCUCCGGCUAUGCUUUCGCCCAUCAGGAAGGAUUUGGCCGGCUUAUUACGUCGGGCAAAAUUAUGCGCAAACUGCCACAGGACUUUGCCUUCCCGUUGGGGCUGGGCAGCAAGAAGCAGCAGUCGACGGAAUCAACCAAAAACAACAAUAACAACAACAACAACAACAAUAGCAGCAAUAACGCUAAUAACGCCUCGAACGUGGUCAAUGGUGCUGGGGCCGUUGGGACACGAACCGGUACGAACACGGCGACCGCAACGACCCUGUCGGCGAUGGUAGCGGUCACCACCUUGACCGCCAAUGGCAAUCAGCAGCAACAGCAGCAGCAGCUGGUUAACCUGCCCGGCAGCUCGAACGGCGGUGAUCAGCACAGUCCGCGGGCACCGUGCCAAGAUCUGGACACGAUAAACCUGUAAAUCCACGGUGGUAUCCCCUUCAUCGAAACCAAAACUCACAACGAAUAAUCCACUUGGCUGCAACGAGUUAACCACAAAACCAGUGUCCACAGGAGAGGUGUGCUAAGUGUCCCAUGUUUUGCUUUUUAUGUUGUUUUUUUUAAUACUCUAAUUCCCGUAUUGUUUAGAAAAUUAGAAAGAAUUAUUUUGCCUCCGCCGUGUGAAGCUACACAUUUUAAAUCCAAUAUACCAACAUUCUCUGUACCAAGCGAUGCGAAAAUAGUUAAGAAACGGACCGCAAAUUAAGACGCUAACACACACGCUGGGAAGAAAAGGUACUUAAGCGAAUGUUGAUAUCUGCCAAACGUAAUCCGCAAUCCGUGGCACUGGCCGGAUGUUAAAACUAAACACAGCAGCACACCAACCCUCUCCCUCCUUCUGCCUGUACCAAAUAACCGUAUAAAACCCCCUCGUGUCUCUGCAAGGAAAGGAAAAGAGGCAAACUGACAAAUAACAAUAAUAACACAAGUAUUUCAUAGGAGAAGUCGAGCAAACCGCCUAGAAUGUGGGUGUUUAAGCACAGCUACGAUAAACGAUAAACUUCUAAGCAUAGUAUUGACACGACCACGGCUUUAGGGGAGAGUAAGAUAAAGACGGGAAAAGAUCGAUCGCCAAGCGAUGCUCAUACAAAAAAAAACGCCUCCAUCAUCAUCCCGUUUUUGAGUUUCCACCAUUCACACGCCUCAUCUCGAAUGUUUCGAUUCUCCUUCUUUUCUUUUUAAGUAAGAUCAUUCAUAUUCAGACGAACUACGAACGCCACUAACAAUUUUUUGGGGGUGUGGUGCGAAACAAGCAGAGCGAAGGAAAGUGAAUAACAUUUAGCAUUGUUACACAUUAUGAACUUAUUGUGAUUGUCCUGUGACUACAUAUUUGAUAUAUUACGAGAGCAGAAAAUGCGAAUGCGAAAACGAAACCAGCCGCCAGCAAAACAGCAAUGCGUAAUAAGCUUAGUGGAGGGGGGGAAGGGGUGGCAAUUUAUUGAAUUGACGCCGUUCUGUUGGCAACAAGGCCAAAGAACAAGAGGAGGGAAGCAUGUAAAUAGUGUUAUAUCUUGUGUAAAGAACCGUGAAUAAUAAAAAAAACAACAUGUUCUAACAUGAAAUAAGAGAGCGAAGAAAGGGAGAGAACAAACCAAAAAAAAAACAAACAAAAACAAAAUACAAAUGAAGCGAAAGAAAUAUUGAUAUUGAGUAUGUGUAAGAGAGAAAAAAAACACACACACAAAAGAGCUCACACAAGUAGUAAAAGAGAAAAAAAAACGGAAACACUUAGGAAAGUCGUGAAAGUAAACAUAAGAAAGAAGCAAACGAUGUAAAUAUAGUUGAAGGAAAAAGAUGAACAAAAAUGGACAAGAAACGAAAUA